Messenger RNA from Liolophura sinensis, 1569 nucleotides. Its product is annotated as sialin-like. The record is from RefSeq and is a predicted model, not a curated record. The transcript has 10 exons. Bases 1 to 1569 code for a protein of 522 amino acids. Lineage: Eukaryota; Metazoa; Mollusca; Polyplacophora; Chitonida; Chitonidae. Gene Ontology annotation, biological process: transmembrane transport; monoatomic anion transport. Gene Ontology annotation, molecular function: transmembrane transporter activity. Gene Ontology annotation, cellular component: membrane.
AUGUCAGGAAGUUAUGGCGCUAUUGACAGCGCCAGUUGGACAGACUACGCAUCAGUUCUGGAGCACACUCAGCAGCGCUCCGGACAGAAGUCGGCUCUGGGCGCCAGAUCCGUGCCCGUGUGGACGUCGUGUCGGUGGAUGAUCGCCUACGCGUGCUUCACUGGCUCUGUGGUCACCCUCUCCCUCCAGCAAGACAUGAGUAUGGCUCUAGUGUGUAUGUUCCCGCGAGUAGAGCCGCCAACAAACAGUACAGCGCUGCACUGGGUGGACAUAGCCUCCAGUCCACCAACCAACUCCACAACUCCACAUACCACGUCCUUAGACUGGAGCGAAGAAACCCAAGGUUUCAUCCUCUCCGCCCAGUUUUAUGGCGGACUGGUAUCCCCUAUAAUAGGUGGCUACUUGUCUACACGUUAUGGUGGAAAAUGGGUCCUGGUGGUUGCCACGUCAUGUGCGGUUUUGUCCACGGCCACGACACCUCCCUUAGCCUGGGAGAGUCCCUGGCUGGUCUUCACACUCCGUGUUAUAUUGGGGUUUGCUUUGGGCAUGUUCAACCCUGCUGUUCAGGCUCUGUUGACGAAGUGGGCCCCGGUGUUCGACAGGGCGAAGAUGAUUGCCUUCUGCUUUUCAGGCGGGGUAGCAUUGCUCUGGAUACUCUGGAUUCUGCUUUGUGUCUACGACUCGCCCGAGAAACACCCGAGAGUUUCCGAGAUUGAGCGCCAUUACAUAUUGUCUGGCAUGACACGGUCUCACAAGAAAGAGAUCAGGCGGUUACCGUGGAUUCACAUGAUGAAGUCACUUCCGCUUUGGGCUUGCAUCGUCAGUCAGUUUGUCAACGUCUUCUGUCAGCUCGUCCAACAACUUAACGUGCCUAUGUACAUGAGGGAUGUCCUGCGUUUCUCCAUAGAGCAGAAUGGUCUUCUGUCCACAUUGCCCGCCUUUGGACGACUACUUGGUGCGAUUUUGUGCGGGUUUGUGUCUGAUAUGUUUAUCAGGAAGAAAUACCUGUCCGUGUCAGCUACCAGAAAGUUAUUCUUUUGUAUAGGGUUUGUAGUGCCGGGCGGAGCGCUGUUUGGUCUAGCCUACCUAACCAGUGACCAGCGCCUGUACGCCGUAGUCCUGCUGGUGAUCGCUGGUACCUCCUCCUCAGCCGGAAUGCUAACUAUCCGGGUGAACCUCACCGACAUAGCUCCAAGACACGCCAGUAUACUACUGGGUAUCUUGAUGACAGUAACGGGGCUCGUGGGUAUGAUUACGCCAGUACUGGUCACAGUCCUCACGACCCAGGGGACACAAGAGGAGUGGAGGGUCGUGUUUUUUAUGUGCACUGGAUUGUAUAUCUUCGGCACAUUGGUGUUUGUGCCCUUCGGUUCGUCUGACGAACAAUGGUGGUCGUCUGAAACCGAGGACAGUGUGGCGCUGUUGGGAGAACAGGCUAGGGGCAGUCACUAUCGAAAUGGCUAUGUGGUGACCAAUCAGCUGAUUGUACCUAAUCCGGGGUCAAAUUCACGUCGUUCUUUCGAUAACGGUCAGCCAAAAGGACAGACGUUUUUAGAGUCAGUUUCAUGA